CCAUGACUUCGAUGGUACUGAAUUAGCCGACCUUUCCCCGGGUCCUCAAAGUAACGAUGCACUUUCCUAUUUGUCGACAGAAUCGACGGACUUGAAAGGAGUUCCUACUGUUUCAGCUGAAGAAUUCAAACCUCAACUCGAAAAGCUUGUCAAAACUUCUGAUCAUCUUUUCGGCCCGACAAGUCGUAAAUUUAAAGUCAUGAUGCUACCAAUGACUAAAGGAUAUCAUUACAUUUAUAAAGUCAUGGUUUUCCCCAAAUCUGAAGGGGGCAAACCUAAAGUUUAUGAUGUUUACGUGACUCCUCUAGCUAAGAAGAAAUGCUUCAAGAUUGUUUCUAUUCCUCGCGACGCACCUAGUGAUUGGAAAGAAGCUACUGUUUGUAUUCCAUACUCUUUUAAUUAG
Molecule: messenger RNA, 403 nt
Organism: Racocetra fulgida
Lineage: Eukaryota; Fungi; Glomeromycota; Glomeromycetes; Diversisporales; Gigasporaceae
Source: the annotation of a GenBank genome assembly